This is a messenger RNA of Oncorhynchus mykiss (rainbow trout), 3622 nucleotides long. RefSeq names its product vacuolar protein sorting-associated protein 37B. Gene Ontology annotation, cellular component: ESCRT I complex. Lineage: Eukaryota; Metazoa; Chordata; Actinopteri; Salmoniformes; Salmonidae. Gene Ontology annotation, biological process: protein targeting to vacuole; protein targeting to membrane; ubiquitin-dependent protein catabolic process via the multivesicular body sorting pathway. The record is from RefSeq and is a predicted model, not a curated record.
CACCAAUCCUGUCCUAGAGACCCACAGCUUCCGGUGAUACUCUAGCUUCUUCUUUAGCUUCUUUUUUUUUGUAUCUUCAGCCAGUCACCUAUCUUGAUGCUGUUGUUUAUUCUCCGGAUCGCGUAAACUUGGUGAAGUGAAGGCCCUUCACCGAAAGGAUCCGCGAGGCAAAGAGAGGAACACAGCUGUGACAGAAAUGUCUGGUUUUGGGAACAAGUUUAGUUCGUACUCGAUGACACAGCUCAACGAAUUGCUUGAAGAUGAUGACAAACUCAACAGCAUUGUCCAAGAAAUGGAAGAGAUGCAGGAGGUGCAACAGACCAAGGAGAUGAUCCUGGCCAGUAACCGGAGCCUGGCAGAGCAGAACCUUCAACUGCAGCCCAGACUGAAUCACCAGAAGAGCCAGCUCACCAAGUGCUACAGCUCCCUACAGGAGAGCUUCGAGGCUUACCAGGUUCACAAAUCCAAACUAGACCACAGCUCUGGAAACAGUUCAUUGGAAACAUUUCUUGCUCUAUUGCAGGCAGAGGGAGCCAAGAUUGAAGAGGAGACAGAGAACAUGGCGGACUCCUUCUUGGACGGGGACGUCACCCUGGAUGCCUUCAUGGACUUGUACCAGAGCAACAGGAAGCUGGCCCACCUGAGGAGGGUGAAGAUUGACAAGCUGCAGGAGAUGGUGCUGAAGGGUGGACGGCUGCCUCGGGUCCCAGUCUCCUGCUCCCAUCCUCAGGAGGUCUCAGCCAGGCCAGCCCCCCUAUACACAGAGGCCAACAACCACAACCCCUUUCCAGUGCCUCAGCCCAGGAGAGCCCCCCCUCCCCCUCCAACCCAACAACCCCUAGCUGUAGCCCCCCAGCCCCAGCCUGCUGUCUUUUCCUACCCUGCCACCCCAUACCCCCCUAUCCCCCCCAGGGCGGGCCACCCUUUGCUCAGUGUCAAGCCUGGGUACCAGCACCCUUUUGUGUCUCAGUACCCCCCUGCCCUGCCUCAGAGGCCUCCCCCUCGCAUGGCUCCACAGUCUGGCUUCAUGAUUCAGUAGUGAAGGGACCACAGUACAGGUGCAUUACAGUACAUGCAGUGGACUUGCACUGCAGCCUCGCUGGAACUAUGAAUACGGUGCAACGUAUCACAAAGGGGGUUGAUUGACUUGCCAAGGCUGGUCUGGGCGUCCAACUGAAGAAGAAAAAAACAAUCUAUACAACAUCGGGAUUGAAUUUGCACUCUUCUCACCAGAAUCAGAACUCCAUUGCUACAACACCCCAGAAAGGACUUGACCUACCAGUCUGCCUAUGUCUGCAAAGCUAAAUCCCUCAGCGACAGGGCUUUAGAUGUAGUCUAAAGUGAAAUAAAUGUUAAUGUAUGGUUCACUGGCCUCAGUAGCCUGGACCGGCCAUCACCCCAGUUAAAUGAGCCCUAAUUUUUCACCACUUUGUCCCAGUCAGACAGUCCAUGCCCCUCAGUAAUGUCCUCAGUCCUCCCUUUUCUCCUGACGGUGCCUCGUCUGAGGUAUCUAAAGGGAAGGGGGACUAUAGCCAUUCAACGCUGUUUCUCAUCUGAGCUACUGUGUCAUUUCAAUUGGUUGUUUUUAUGUUGCGUUACCAGAGACUGUUCACGGAAGGUAUUGGCAAACCAUAUGCAAAACGAACAGAGACCUUACUGUGCUGUUUUUAAAACUUAUUUCCCAGGUAUAUCUGCACAAACCUGUAUCCAUUAUAUUCUGACUUACUGACUUAUUUCCAUAGGGUACUUAGAAAUGUUGAGACUUCUUCUUAAAUGAAUUAAUAUAUAUUUAGAGUACUAAUGUCUUGCUGGAUGCUUAUUUUUGCCAGGAAGGAGUGGACAGACAUUUUUACAGAAAUUGUGAGGUGGGUGCAUCUCUUUUCCAGCACAGGGAUUUGUCAAAGGAUUGCAUGGAUCGCAUGCUCAAUCCAAUAGGGAGGUCAGUUGGUCUCUGUCGCUCAGGGCAGAUAUGUACAAACAUGCACUGAUAAGGGUGGGUGGGGCUCUUGUCACAAACACACUGAAACCUGGGCCUCUUGCUCUGGCCUAAUGAAGGAUCUGUCCAUGGCCAUAUAAUACAUGUUCCUUAACUAUAUUUUAGUCACUUAUCUAAUAAGCAUAUUUUAUGCUUGAAAGUUGAGCCAUUUGUUUGCCUUUCACCUUUUUUCUUAUCCUUCAUCACUCCUUUCAUCAUUGAAUUAACUUUUUAUCUUGAUUUUACUUGGGUACAUGUUCUAAAGCGUAUCAUUCUUGAUGUUUUAAGUCAUUGCUGUUGAAACAAGAUUUAGUCUAUAUAUCUUAAUCUGUGAUAUAACCAUGUAGUCCAUGUAAAAUCAAGCAUAUAACUGAGCCAGUCAUCCACAGUUGUGUGAGCAGUAGCUCCCUCUGUAUGUAGACAAUGUUUGUGUUGGGCUCUAAAGAUUUGAUUCGGAUCAUAUUGACUGAACACCAAAGAUUCCAUGUCAUCUUAAUGUCUCUGAAGUUGUUUAUAGAGUAACCGUUGUGUAAAUUACUAUUUUCAUACCUUCCUGCAUAUCCAUUUGUUAGGUUUAUACCCAUAUGGCAGUAGUUUGAAGUGUGCACAAUUGAACGUUUGUAGCCUAUUGUUUCUUCACACCAGACACCAUAUUCAGGAAAUGGAGUCUGGAUCAAACAUAAUUUAGUACCCAUCUAAAAUGUCUCUUGCACCAUUUUUAUUACAAAUACUUAUCCCGAAGGAGUCACAUCCUAAAACAGUUGUUUGUUACCUUGUCCUAAAUGCUGCAGUUGUGCACUGUUAAAGAGCCACUGAGUGCCUACACUGGACUGAUUAUGGAGAAUCAUACUGCUCUAUACUCGAUCUGUGAACACUGACCAUGCUUGACUGCUCUGCUGCUCUGGAUCCCCCUAGCCUAAUGAUGUACAUGUAUAGUAUGUUCCUAGCCCUUUGCUAACCCUACCAUCAAUGUUUUACUUCCCCUUGGCUGUGCCCCAGUUCAGUUCUCCAACUAAUGUGAUGGUUAUGCAUGCCUGGGGGCAAGAAAGGCUUGAUUCUGUCUGCCUGUCAGGAUUCAACUCUCCUAACUGGUGCUAUGGGGCUGGUGCCACCGCUUCAGUUUGCUUCUGAAUUUGUGCUUGAGAGGUAUGUCUUCAGGGACUGUGCCUAAUGCUUGUGUGGUACUUGUACAGUUUCUUUAUACCAUCAAUAGAAGGUGGUUUGCUUGCCCUGAGGUGGGUGACCACUAUUUCUGUUCUUAUGCAUAUCUAUGUUUCACCAACACAAUGGGACUCCUAGAGUUUAAAAAAAAUUUGUCUAGUAACAAACAAAUGCAUAUUUUUGAUAAAUGGUCCACAAUCGGAGCAAUAAGUUUGCUUGUGAUUUAUUAUAUACCCAUUUGGUUUGAUGAACUUGCAUUUCUAACUUAAACUGUUAAACUCUGAAAUUAAUCAUUGAUUUCCUCUGCUGUAGUUAGCUGUUUGUCUGUAACGGGCAUAAUUCAGCUGUUUGGGCUGCUUUAAAAUAGACAUUUGUAGUACUCAUUUUCAUACAUUGUUUGCUAUGUUAUGCAAUGUAAUGUUGUAGGUCUUUUAGAUUUUAAGAUUGUAGAUGUGGUUGGUGGAAUUAUAAAACUAUUUUUAAGGA